AUGGAAAGGGACAACCAAACCAGCAGCGUCUCGGAGUUUAUCCUCCUGGGACUCUCUUCCCGGCCUGAGGACCAGAAGCCGCUCUUUGUCCUCUUCCUCAUCAUGUAUGUGGUCACAGUGGUAGGGAACUUGCUCAUCAUCCUGGCCAUUCACUCAGAUACCCAACUCCAGACACCUAUGUAUUUUUUCCUCAGUAUCCUGUUGUUCAUUGAUAUUUGCUACACAACUACUAUUGUUCCCAAGAUGCUGGUGAACUUUCUGUCAAAGAAGAAGUCCAUCUCCUAUGCUGACUGUAUGACCCAGAUGUAUUUCUUCUUGACUUUUGCCAACACAGAAAGUUACCUCCUGGCAGCCAUGGCCAUCGACCGCUACGUGGCCAUCUGCGACCCCUUCCACUACGUCACCACCAUGAGCCACCGCUGCUGUGUCAUGCUGCUUGCCCUCUCCUGCUCCAUCUCUCACCUCCAUUCUCUUGUGCUGGUUCUUCUGAUAAAUCGUCUCAUUUUCUGUGACUCCAAUGUUAUCCACCACUUCCUCUGUGACAUCAGCCCUCUGCUGAAAUUGUCCUGCUCCUCCACAUUUGUCAAUGAAAUUGUAAUUAACACAGAAGGAUUGAUAACUUUGGUGACCCCUUUCAUUUGCGUUAUCACCUCUUACCUCCGAAUCCUGGUCGCUGUUCUUAGGAUCCCCUCAGCUGCUGGGAAGCGUAAAGCCUUCUCCACCUGUGGCUCCCACCUCACCAUGGUGACCCUCUUUUAUGGAAGCAUCAUUUAUGUUUAUUUCCGACCUCUGUCCAGCUACACUGUCAAGGACCGGGUGGCAACAGUCAUCUACACAGUUUUGUCCUCCAUGCUAAACCCUUUUAUCUACAGCCUGAGGAACAAAGACAUGAAGCGGGGCCUGGGGAAGCUGAUGGGCAAGAAGUCCUAA
This is a messenger RNA of Choloepus didactylus (southern two-toed sloth), 930 nucleotides long. Its product is annotated as olfactory receptor 1L1-like. Gene Ontology annotation, molecular function: G protein-coupled receptor activity; olfactory receptor activity. The record is from RefSeq and is a predicted model, not a curated record. Bases 1 to 930 code for a protein of 309 amino acids. Lineage: Eukaryota; Metazoa; Chordata; Mammalia; Pilosa; Megalonychidae. The transcript has a single exon. Gene Ontology annotation, biological process: G protein-coupled receptor signaling pathway. Gene Ontology annotation, cellular component: membrane.